GCCAAGGCUGUACAUUUUGCUCUUUUGCCUGGGGGAGUAUGUACGAGCCAAGGCUGUACAUUUUACUCGCUCAGGCUUCCUUAUUUUAUAAGCUUAAUUAUUCCCUAUGUAAGUACGUGCCAGGGCUCGUACAUUCCGAUCAUCUACAACCGUGAUGUUUUUAUAAGUACGUGCCAGGGCUCGUACAUUCCAAUCAUCCACGAGCGUGAUGUUUUUAUUAUGUAAGUACGUGCUCUGGCUGUACAGUUUGAUCAUUUAUAAGCAUGACGAUUUCCUACAAUCGUCGGAGUCACGCCCCGAGAGUAUAGCCCGACGCAGGCACUCUCUUCGACUGUUACUAUGCAGUCAUUCGUAAUUAACUAACUCAUAGGAGUUUCACCCCGGGAGCAUAGCCAGACGUAGGCACUCUCUCUGUUUGUUAGAUUGCACUUAUUAUAUAGCAAUUAACAUAAUAGUUAUUAAUCCGCUCAUAUUCUAUUGUAUAACGCGAGUGAUAAAUAUAGAGUAAGUUCAAUUUAUUCUAUUAUUUCGAACCCCUGAUGACCCAGGAACCGUACAUUUUGGUCCUUCGAGCUAUCCGGGAAUAGCGGGUCUUUCGCGUACAGUUGAUCGCGUUCGCGUUUUUCUCCGUCAUCCUGAAGAUCGGCGCCGUGGAAAAACAUCCCACUGCUGGUUUGUUGGGUCGUCAAGCAAGUAAGAAACUAUCAUCCGCAUCAAUAGAAAAGAGGAGAGCAAGGAGAAGGAGGAUCCAUAGCGGUCGAAAAGGGAGGCAGGCGACAGGAAGUCCACUCCCAGCAUUUUUAAGGACCCACAGCGGUCAAAAAGUAUAUCAGCGUCCUUUGAACCUAGAAGAAGGCAACGGACGUCAAUCUUCAACAUACGGAGGCAUCUACAGUAAGUCCUUUCCAUUUGUUUUGAGCACUAUAUUUCUGAGAAUUAUCUCAUUUGUGAGCAUAAAUUUACUAAGAAUGAUCUGAAGCAUUCAUUGAGCAUUUUAUCAAGUAUAAGCAUUUAAGAAUCUAUAAUGCAAUAUUUACAAAGCGUUUAGUUAAUUAUUAUAUUAAGCAUAAUGGAGAAUUUAUUCCAAGCUUCGUUUACCGACGGUCUGAAAACCAUCAGGCAUUCAAGAAAAACCGAAGAGUUGCUUCGCAAACAAGCAUAUUUAUUUAGGUCGCUUGAUAAGAUUUUUGAACUAUCAAAUGUAUACUCCGAAUCCGACAAAGAUGAACUUGAAGGAGCGCUAGACGAAAUAAAGUGGCAUUGGGAUUUAAUUUUUAAAACCCAUAUCUACAUACUUGUUGAUCAUGGCGGAUCCUACUCUGAGUAUGAAAAUAUAUAUUACGAGAAGCAAGCUAUAUGUAGGCGCCAAAAGAGAAAGAUAUAUCUCAAAUUACAUUCUUUAGAAACGCAUAUGGAUUCACCGGUACUUUAUUCAUAUAAUUCAGAAAAUUUGGAAACAGGUAAUAAUCAAACCUGGAAAGAUUCAAUUGCAAAACAACAGCGACCUUCAUCAAAUUUUAGCAUCAGCAAAAAUUCGCUGUCAACGCAUUUCGAUACACAAGGUCAAGGAAAUGCAAAUUUAAAUUGUAAUUCUACGCAAGCAGAGCAAUCAUUUCAAUAUAAAUCGGACAAGAAAAUCUCUUCGUCUUCGGCAAUGGUGGAAGGUUUAGCAGAAAGUGGUAACAAUCAGCAGAUACCAUCAGGCAUAGCAAUGAUGCCAAUACAGAAGACCACUGAUGUGCAGCAGGAAACAUCGAUAGUGGCAUUGGCGGAAGCAGUGGCAGCCAGUCUCGGAGUGGACUCCAAAGAGCCCACCCGGUACCGGACUCCGAUAGGUCUUAGUGUUAAUCACAGUAUACAUGCAGAUAAUUAUCAAGGCGGAGAAUUAUCCAAAUUGGCAGAAAGCGUAGCACAGUCGUUAACUGACUACAGCAAGGAGCAACAUAGCACAGAAGAAAAAGAAAGUUUGUCUCAGUCCAUUUCUUAUAAGAAGAAUAAAAAUUUAAAUAGUAGCUUAGUAUUGUCUAAGCCAUUUUUAGAAGCGCCGAUUCAAUUGAAGGUCAAAAGGAAAGUUCAGAAAGAAAGGUAA
This is a messenger RNA of Pieris napi, 2089 nucleotides long. RefSeq lists its product as uncharacterized. Bases 1070 to 2089 code for a protein of 339 amino acids. The record is from RefSeq and is a predicted model, not a curated record. The transcript has 4 exons. NCBI's taxonomy places the organism in Eukaryota, Metazoa, Arthropoda, Insecta, Lepidoptera, Pieridae.